AUGCUGUUGCUUGGACUCGUACUCGGUCUCAUUGCCAGCUCUCCCUGCACUGCUGCUCCGGUGCAAGACUCCCUUUCCACUGGGUCCACCAGGAACAAGCUGCUGCUCAUCUCCUUCGAUGGCUUCCGCUGGGACUAUGACAGAGAUGUUGAUACCCCUAACCUGGAUAAGAUGGCCUGGGAUGGUGUGAAGGCACUGUAUGCCACUCCAGCUUUCCUCACCAUUACCAGCCCUUCUCACUUCACAAUGCUGACAGGACGCUACAUUGAGAACCACGGAGUAAUCCACAACAUGUGGUUCAACACUACCACUCAGGAGAAGAAGCAGUACUACAUGAGCCAGUUUGUUGAUUCCUACUGGGACAACGGCAGCUUACCCAUCUGGAUAACAGCACAGAGACAGGGCCUCAAAGCAGGCUCUCUGCAUUUCCCUGGCACAGCAGCCACCUAUAAAGGGGAGACUGUCAUGGUUAGACAAGUGGAACCUCGUUUCUAUGGUCAUUCUAAUGAGUCAGAAUGGAGGUUAAACAUCGACAAGGUGAUCGGUGAGUGGUUCCACCAGCAAGACCUGGACUUUGUCUCCUUGUACUUUGGAGAACCAGACCUGAUUGGGCACACAUAUGGACCAGAUUCCCCAGAACGCAAGGAAAUGGUUCGGCAAGUGGAUCGGACUGUGGGCUACAUCCGGGACAAGAUCCAGGACCACGGCCUUACCGAUCGGCUCAACAUUAUUAUGACUGCUGACCACGGGAUGACUACAGUUCUACAGAGUGGACAAGUGGAAGAGAUCAUCCUGUCCAAGAUCCCUGGCUUCAGCUUCCAGGAUAUCCAGUUUCAGUUGUUGGAUUAUGGUCCUCUUGGAAUGCUGCUUCCUAAAGAGGGGAUGCUGGAGAAGGUUUAUCAGGCUCUGAAAGGAAGUCACCCUCACCUUCAUGUGUAUAAAAAAGAGGACAUGCCAGAAAGGCUGCACUACAGUAAACAUCCAAGACUCCUACCCAUCAUCCUCAUCGCUGAUCCUGGAUACAUUGUCAAUGGGUUUUUCCCUGUGCACUUCAACAAAGGAGAGCAUGGAUUCGACAAUGAAGAAAUGGACAUGAAAGCCUUCUUCAGGGCGGUGGGACCUGACUUUCAGCGUGACCUGAUGGUAGGUCCCUUUGAUCUUGUUGACUUGUACCCACUGAUGUGCCACCUGCUGGGGAUAACGCCAGAGAUCCAUGAUGGACACCUGGACAAGUCCAAAGACAUGUUGGGCCCCACAACAACCACAGGAGGAAACAAUGGGAAGAAUACUCACAUGGAGGUGAUGAUUGGUCUUUCAGCAGUGACGGGAUUUCUUGUCCUUGUGUUCAUGUUUACCAUUUCUUACCACAUGUGCAAAGGGAAAAAAGCAUAA
This is a messenger RNA of Acanthochromis polyacanthus (spiny chromis), 1392 nucleotides long. RefSeq names its product ectonucleotide pyrophosphatase/phosphodiesterase family member 7-like. The record is from RefSeq and is a predicted model, not a curated record. Bases 1 to 1392 code for a protein of 463 amino acids. The transcript is spliced from 5 exons. NCBI's taxonomy places the organism in Eukaryota, Metazoa, Chordata, Actinopteri, Pomacentridae.